UCCACACGUGGCGGUGAUACGCUCAUCUUCUGGUCAUCACUUAUUAUACUCUCGUCGAUAAUGCACAAGGAGACAAACCGAAAUACCGAUAUGUUCCGUACGGAUCAUGUUUAUGCGUACAAAGGGCACGGCAACAGACGCGAGUUUAUCUUGUGAACUGAGUCCCAGUUCCCGAUUCACAUUUUGCUGUUCCCGGCCGUCCGACAUCCGACAACCGCAACCCAAGACUUCCAAGACUUGCAGCCACCGACUUGGCAAAAGCUUGUAUUAUCUCUCAUCCUCUUAUAAAACUCCCUUUCUCAAACAUUUUGCCAAGUUCAAUGGUCCUGUUUCUUUUUUACCUGAGGCCUCCAACGGUUUCCUCAACCCCAUUGUCUCGGGUCCUUUUUGCUUGUCCUCCGUCAUUAUCGUAACACUUUCGAUCCUCUUGAAUUUUUAUCUUUUCCCCCGACGGCGGGAAGAAAUGGAGAUCCUGUGUGUCACGGCAGUGCAGUAUAGCCGUCUUGGUAGUCUCGGCAUACUUUCUGGUUACGUCAAUGGUGUGGGUUGUGAUACUCAGCCCAGGUACAUCUGUGGAUGUCCCGGGCAGGUUUUAUUCAAGAGUUCGUAAAUUACGAUCCUUUCCUUUUGUCGGCCGUAGUUGCGGCCUCGAAAGCUCGGAAAACGUGCAUUCGCCUACCUACACAUAUAGGUGCACUAAACCGCAAAGUCCUGUUGCCGGAAAAUCUACGCUCCCUCCCCUCGGCGCAGACGAUUCAGCGUCAGGUUGACCUUCACCUUCAUGAUCUCUCUCUCGCUUUGCUAUCAUCAACGUAAAGUCCACAUAACAGCCAGACGUUUCCUAACAAAUACACCUCCCUCUCCGUUUUGUGUGAACGGUGAUACAACCCCUCUAUCACCAAGCAGACCGACAAUGUCUAUCAACCGCCCUCUCACGGGAAUAGCAAAGGUGCUGUGCCUAUCAAAUCGAUGCAAGCACAA
Molecule: messenger RNA, 981 nt
Organism: Neurospora tetraspora
Lineage: Eukaryota; Fungi; Ascomycota; Sordariomycetes; Sordariales; Sordariaceae
Exons: 3
Coding region: 107-610 (167 amino acids)
Source: RefSeq, a predicted model, not a curated record